AUGCACGCAAUGAGUGAUCCUGCGUCCCUCGCCGGAAUGUUACCUUUUGACUCCAUUGGGCUCUAUGAGCAGCCUAAACCGAGGUUUAUAUUUAAGAUGCCGCGAGUGGUUCCCGAUCAGAAGGCGAAGUUCGAAUCUGAUGAUCUCUUUAAAAGACUGAGCAGGGAAAGCGAGGUUAGGUACACAGGCUACCGUGACCGCCCCCCAGAAGAAAGACAGAUGCGUUUUACCAGCGGCUGUCGUGAGGGUCACACCGAAAUCGCCUUCACUGCCACCGGAACCAACCUCCAACUUGUAUUCGAUCAUUCGCCAUACAACAACCGGGGCUGUGACUUCCAGAAAGAAAACGGCAAAGCUCACAUCAUAUCCCGGUUCAUAAUGAAUGGAGUGUGCGUGAGAUGGCGGGGAUGGAUCGAUUUGGAACGUCUGGACGGUGCAGGGUGUCUUGAACUCGACGAAGAACGCGCCGCUAUUGAAGAUGCAGCAUUGCGUGACCAAAUAGAACGUUAUAAUCAGAGGCUGCGUGACUUUGAAGAUAAACAGCGCGCUUACAGAGAACACGGCGAGGAUAUGCGUGGUCACUCGCAGGGUGCGCUCAUAUCGUAA
Messenger RNA from Pieris macdunnoughi, 606 nucleotides. Lineage: Eukaryota; Metazoa; Arthropoda; Insecta; Lepidoptera; Pieridae. The record is from the annotation of a GenBank genome assembly.